Molecule: messenger RNA, 1792 nt
Organism: Durio zibethinus
Lineage: Eukaryota; Viridiplantae; Streptophyta; Magnoliopsida; Malvales; Malvaceae
Product: homeobox-leucine zipper protein HAT7-like
Biological process (GO): positive regulation of DNA-templated transcription
Cellular component (GO): nucleus
Molecular function (GO): sequence-specific DNA binding; DNA-binding transcription factor activity, RNA polymerase II-specific
Source: RefSeq, a predicted model, not a curated record
CAGGGAAGCUCCAAUCUGUGAUAUAUUACAAAUUUCACACCUCUCGUUUACUCUCUCUCUACCUAAAAAUCGCUGUCUUUCAGUCUCUGAACCCCCAUCACCACCGCUCCUCCCAUGUCUUCUUCCUAUAACCUGUCAACCAUGAUAGAGUUAUAUGGGAGUCAGUCCAUAUAAUCCAUAACCCCACCCUCCUCUCUCCCUCUUAUUAGGCCCCUUAACCCUUCUCCCAGAAUCCAAGUCAAGUGCAUGAACGAUUUUUAGCAUUGACAUGGCCUUCCCUCCUCAUGCUUUCAUGUUCCAACCCCAUGAAGAUCACAAUGACCAUCUCCCUUCCCCUACUUCCCUGCUUCCUUCUUGCCCUCCUCAGCUCUUCCAUGGUGGUGCACCUUUUAUGGUGAAGAGAUCAGUAUCUUUCUCAGGGGUUGACAAGUCUGAGGAAGUUCAUGGAGAUGAUGAGUUGUCGGAUGAUGGAUCAAAUCUUGGGGAGAAGAAGAAGAGGCUCAACUUGGAACAAGUGAAGGCACUGGAGAAGAGUUUUGAGUUGGGUAACAAGCUUGAACCUGAGAGGAAAAUGCAGCUGGCUAAGGCUUUGGGGUUACAACCAAGGCAGAUAGCUAUAUGGUUUCAAAACAGGAGGGCUAGGUGGAAAACCAAGCAAUUGGAGAAAGAUUAUGAUGUCUUGAAAAAAAAGUUUGAAGCACUCAAGGCUGACAAUGAUGCCCUUCAAGCACAAAACAAGAAACUUAGUGCCCAGUUAUUGUCUUUGAAAACCAAAGAUUCAAACGAAAUCAGCAUCAAGAAAGAAAAUGAGGGUUCAUGGAGCGAUGGAAGCGAUAACAGUUGUGAUGUGAACUUAGAUAUCUCAAGAACAACAGUUAUAAACGGCACGCCGUCUUCACAGUUGAGCAGUAAACAUCUCUUCCCUUCAUCCAUCAGGCCAGCAAGCAUGACUCAACUUCUCCAAGGCUCAUCAAGACCAGACCUUCAAUGCCCAAAACUUGAUCAAGUGGUUCAAGAAGAGAGCUUUUGCCAUAUGUUCAAUGGAGUAGAUGAGCAGCAAGGUUUCUGGCCAUGGGGUGAGCAACAAAAUUUCCAUUGAAGUAAGACCAAUUGUCCAACAAAUACCACUACUGAAGUACCACACUGUUGUUAUGCACUUCAGCUUUGGCUAAGCAAGUUGAGAAGAAAAUUAGGAAUUUUCCUGUCAACUUCAGAUUCUUGUUUUGGCUGUAGAUUGGUGUAUAGAAUUGGACAUAUUCGUUUCAACAUCAUUUGGGCAGAAAAUAAAUAUGGAGGGAUGGUUGGCUCUGAAUAAUACAUUUUUCUUCCCAUGCUUUAGUGAAUUGUGAUAUUUUUGCUAGGUUGGGUCAUAGUAGAGAAAAAAAAAGGGAAAUUUAGUUAAGGUACAUGCGCCACUGAGUGGUUUUCCAGCUCUGGCAUGGAGCAUGGGCCAUGAAAUAAAAAGGGAUUCUCUCCUUGAUUGUUUUUUCAUUUUUUAAUUGUUGUUGGUGCUUGGGAAUCAUAUGGGUUUGCUACACAAUCAACAUUUAAAAAAUUUCAUGGAAUUGCUUUGAAGAAAGUUCAUGUAAUGAGAAGCAAAUUGGCUGACUUCAUAUAAAUCAGUGAUGAGAUUAAAAGGGUGUUGGUAGAGUUAAUGAAAACAUCAAGAUAGGCCAGAAAAAAGGAGAGGAAGAUUCUGAGCACACAUUCCAAGGGGAAAGAAGCCAAGGAGAUAGGAAAAAAGAAAACGAAUUGAGGGUUAGGAAAUGGACAUUGCUUUGGUUUUUGAAGG